Molecule: messenger RNA, 1603 nt
Organism: Oncorhynchus keta (chum salmon)
Lineage: Eukaryota; Metazoa; Chordata; Actinopteri; Salmoniformes; Salmonidae
Product: LIM domain-binding protein 3
Exons: 7
Coding region: 333-1280 (315 amino acids)
Biological process (GO): muscle structure development; heart development; actin cytoskeleton organization
Cellular component (GO): stress fiber; adherens junction; Z disc
Molecular function (GO): actin binding; muscle alpha-actinin binding
Source: RefSeq, a predicted model, not a curated record
UUUCGAUGAAUACUAGACUAGCUGUUGUGUGGUUUAAGUUUGAAUUAAUUUUGAGUGUGUGGUAGGUGUGUGAGUGUGCAUACGUGUGUCUGUGUGUGUGUGUGUAUCAGAAGCUUUUCAGCGCCUGCCCUUCCUCCUCCUAUCAGGUGUUUGUCCCAACCGUCUGGAAAUAACAGGGGGGGAGAACUCCGGAACGAGACUGAAGGAGGGGAAUCAGAAAGCCAGUGCAAGAGGAAACAAGUACAAAGAGGACAGCGAGUGAAGGAGGAAAGCGCUUUCAGGAGGAAGCAGGGUGUGUGUGUGUGUGUGUAGGUUUUUAUCCAAAGCUGAAGAUGGCUACAUACACAGUAUCUCUCAAUGGCUCCGCACCAUGGGGUUUCAGACUACAUGGAGGAAAAGACUUCAAUAUGCCACUUACCAUCUCCAGGAUAACUCCAGGCAGUAAGGCUGCAGGGGGCAGUCUAGUCCAGGGUGACAUCAUCACAUCGAUAGACGGCCUUAGUACAGAAGGCAUGACACACCUGGAGGCACAGAACAAGAUUAAGAUGGCCUCCAAUAAACUGGCCCUCACCAUGCAAAAGUCGAAACGUCCUACCACUGUUACCAUGGCAACACCCAGAAUGGACUCCCCCAUGUCAGUUAUUCCUCACCAGAAGGAGGGUGAGCAUGUUAAAAAAGAAGUAGAAGAAGAAGAAGAGGUGGAGGCGAAGAAGUUUGGGAGACUAUUGUCUAAAAAGCCUGUAGAGCCGACCCCUGCCCUCCGUACCCCCUCUCCGCUCCUCCCCCCCUCCCCUGCCGCUGCAGUGUCUCUCUCGAGCCAGAAGGGACAGUAUAACUCCCCCAUCAGCCUGUACUCUGCACACACUCUCAGAGAGAUGGCCCUGCUGCAAGGCAAGGUUGCAGGAGAUGGGGCAGGGGCCGCCAAGCUGGGAGGAGAGGGGGCAGACAGCGGAGUGCCGUUUCUAGGUGGUUCCCUGCCUAUGAAGGACCCGGUGGUUGACAGUGCGUCUCCAGUCUACCAGGCUGUGAUCCAGACACAUGAUAGAGACGAGGAGAUUGCCGAGUGGGCCAGACGGGCUGCCAAUUUGCAGUCCAAGAGCUUCAAGAUGCUGGCCCACCUCACCGGCACCGAAUACAUGCAAGACCCAGAUGAGGAGGCCCUGCAGAGGUCGAGGGAUAAGUUUGAAUCGGAGGUGAAAGGACCUCGCUUCCGCAAGCUGAAGAACUGGCACAACGGGCUCUCAGCUCAGAUCCUCAAUGUCCCUGAGACUCCCUUCUGAUUUAUCUGCCAGAUCUAUCCUUUAUCUUAGGAAUGAUUAUAAUGUUUGGAAUGGUUUUUGCUUUUCUUUCUUGUUGGUUGUUUUGCCUCUCCUAACUGAUAGGGAAUUGUACAAAAAAAGUAUUUAAGAGAAAUUGUAAAAGUGAUCAUGUAAACACACACUCGUGAACACAGACAUGCGCACACACACACGCACACACACACCUAUGUACGCAUGCUAACAAUGAACAAAGAUGCACACACAAAUACAUAUGAAUGCACAUAUACCCACACAAUUUAAAUGUACUAUUAUCAAUGUGAAUAAAUAUUUUCUUUAAAUCAAAA